CAGGUGGGAUGCUGGAGUGAGAGGCAGCCGUAGCCCACAUCGAGGAUGCAGUUUCACGCCAGCCAUGGGGUCGUAUGUCUUGAGUGUCUGUGUGUCUACCUUUGUGGGACGCAUCUUCAGGUCCCUCUCCCAUCUCUAGCUCCCACCUGCAGCUUUGCUAUCUUGUUUUUUUGUUUGUUUGUUUGGUACAGGGUUUUACCAUGUAACCUGGACUGGCCUCAAACUCAGAAUCUUCCUUCCUGAGCUGAGUGCUGGGAUUACAGGUGUGUACCGCCAUCAUACCCGGCUCCACCUCAGCUCUGGCUGCCUUCUUCCGACUCAGGCAACCACCCCUUCUGUCGAUUCAGCUGCCACUUAUUGAGCACCUACUGUGUGCCAGGCACUUUUGCCACCCCUUUUCGGAUGAGAGAACGGAGGCUUGCCAGGUGUGGUGGUGAGCAUCUGUACUCUCAGCACGUAGGAGGUGGAGGCAGGAGGAUUAGUUCAAGGCAUUCCUCUAACUACAGAGGGAAUCUGAGGCCAGCAUGGGCUAUAUGAGACCCUGUCUCAAAAGCCGGGAACUGAAAGUCUAAGGCAUGUUCAUGCUUGUCAGCAGUGCGGACAAUGGUGUGGGCAUAGAGUUCUGGCUCACGUUGCUCUACCUGCCUUCUGGCUUCCUGGCUCUAACUGUACUGAUGAACAGGGCUCACCCGCAGGGUCUCCAGUUGUUCCACAGUUAGAUAGACCCCUGUCUCCUCCACAGCCUCCCUCCUGCUCUUCACACCGUGUCCACAGGCAAUCGGAGUGGAUUCGAUGCGUGCUGCUUCCUUAGCUCCCUGGUCCACCCUGUCCCUCACCCUGGACUGGCCUCUCGUUCAAGGUGUUUGGAGCCCUGACAAGGCUCUGCUGCCUGACCUGACUUCAUCCCACCUCUGACCACUGUGCUUGCUUUCCAACACUUCCCACUUACUCUAGUUCCUUUUUGGGCGGCUCCUUAUGCUUCUGGGGUGACUCAUGGUGUGUGACCCCAGGCAGUCAGCCUCUCCAUGGGCCAUGGUUUCCCACUGCACUGGGGCCAGCAGAGGAGAGAGAAAGGAGAGGGAACAAGAGCCCACUGUGUGCCUGGGGAAGAUGUAGACACUGAGCCACUGUGGGCCGGCAGUGUGCUGCUCCUUGGCCUGGACUCUUUGUCUGGCCUGGAAAACCCCUCCCCCAGGCCUUGUGAAUCCCACUAGCUUGAGGCCCUGGUAAGAACAGAGCAUAGGGUGGGGCAAGUUUGGAACACAGCGCCUGCCCAUCCGGGUAGGGUGGGUGUCCUUUCCCCAGACUGCAGGCCUGGAGUUGUGUGUGGCUUCUCUUAUGUUUUCCCUCGCUGUAGCGUGGAGGUUUGUAGACGGGGACCCCGGGAGACCCAGAUGCUCAGGCAGAUUCCCAGAGCUUGCCCACAGCCCUGUUAGCUUAUGCUUUUCCCAUUCACACUCACCCAGACUGGUUAGCUGCUGUCUCCAGGUCUUGCUGAAGGGUCAGCUCCUUCCAGAGUCCCCACAUCCCCACUCAGGAGAGCUGGCACUCUCUGCCUGCGCUCAGGUGAGGCAGCACCAGUGGACAGACAGUCCUGGAGGCCAGCACGAAGCACGUUGCAGGACUUCGAUAUUGGAGAAAGGAAGGCAAGGACAGGGAGGAGAAGCCAUGGCUAUUAGUAGCUGUUGGGAAUGGCAGCUUGUGUUCCUGAGAAAGGCACCACUUCAGUACCACCUAGAAGUGCCACGCAAAGGUACCCAACUUGUUGGAAAGGCCAGUCCCCAGUACUCAGCCUUCAUGAUGGUCCUGGGACCACUCUUGACCGUGGUCCUUCCUGGGGCUCCUGAGUGGCAGCGCAGGGUGGACCAGACGCAGCUUGUGUAAGGCAUAGGCAUCCUCCAUCUUGUCUGAUACCUGCCCCUUACCCAGUGGGCCUCACAGGACCCAGCCCAGCCUUAGGGGUUCACUGCCUUCCAGGCCAUAUUUCCCCUGUUUGUACAGUGAGGAUGAAGCUUCUCUGUCCUCCAGGUACGGAGAGGGAGAGACCUGAGUUGAAGCAGGUGGGUUACAGAGCCCAGAGCCUGCUUAGGUCUGCAGAUAAGAAGGUCUAGAACUUGUGUCUUCUGCCCUCUGAGUCCUGCGUCAGGGAGCCCUUGUCUGCACCCUCAGCCCUGAGUCCUAGUCAGGGAUCCCUUAUCUGCCUCCUCAGCCUGUUUUCCUCUCCGCUUUCCGGACACACGUGAGACCUUCCACUUGGAGCAGGGGCAGGUGUACAUCUGCUGUGACUGUCCUUGUAGUGGGGGAAGUAAGAGUUCCACAGAGGUCAAGACUUGCCUGACAGUCUUGAGCAGGCAUUGCUGUGCUGAUAGCCUCAAACACACAGAUAUCUGCCUGCUUCUGCUUCCCAAGUGCUAAGAUUAAGUGUGUGCAACAGUAUGCCUGGCUCAGGUGUGUGUGUGUGUGUGUGUGUGUGUGUGUGUAUGUAUAAAAUCAAAGACUGGAAGAUGACUUUGUGGAUUCAUUUUCUGAGCUGUCUGGAGGGCCCACUUGUGUGAUAGGUUUAGGGUCUUAGGUGUUCUGGGAGUUUUCCCCUGCCUAGCAAUUUCAGUCUUUUUUGGCAGCUGGCGCCACCUCGUGGUCAUCUGUCGUGUUUUCUGCUGCUUAGACAUGGUCUCGCCAUGUAGCCUUGUCUCUUUAGCACUGGGAUUACCCAACACCAAGUUUUGUCAAGUCUUUUGCACACAGGAGUCUGGUGUCCUGGUUGCUUUGAAGCCCGAGGAAGUCAUCUUUGUCUCUGAAUGUGGGGAGUCUUCUGUGUAAUUGAUCACAAACCCCGCAGUGUGGGAAGCGGAGGUCAUAGUGGUUAAGAUGGCCUGGGACGGAUGGUUAGCGCUCUGCUGCUCCUGUAUGUGUCCAGCUGCACACUCUCUGCGUAUUCACUGCUGCUUCCAGCUGCCAGGGAGUCCUCCUUACUCCCUGACAAGCUCCUGCAAUUUGCUUUCUGCCCAGCCCACCGCCAUUUCCUUAUUUAUAGGGCUGUUGUUACCCAUGCUUUAAGUUCAAGAGGGUGAGAACCCUCUACCAGCAUAUACCAAGCAUCGUGUCUCGCUCAUAGUAGGUGCAUGCAGUGUUGCUCCUUGGGUUCCUACUAUCGGGGGACCUGCUGUGAUGAGAUCAGGCACAGAGCAUGCCAGCAUAUAGCAGGAGCUGUGAGCACCUCUGCUGGGCUUGUACUGCUUCUUCUAGGUUUGGGUCCACAGUGUCUGUCCUUGGAGACUUGUCAGGGUUGUCACUCAACAAAACCCCUCCCCCAGGCCUGCCCCCUGCAUCUGGAACCAUGAGCGAGGCCCGAAGAGACAGUACUAGCAGUCUGCAGCGCAAGAAGCCUCCAUGGCUUAAGCUGGACAUCCCAGCCGUGGCGCCCCCAGCAGCAGAAGAUCCCAGCUUUCUGCAGCCCCUGCGGCGGCAGGCUUUCUUGCGGAGUGUGAGUAUGCCAGCCGAGACAGCCCGUGUCCCAUCGCCCCACCAUGAGCCCCGGCGGCUGGUGUUACAACGUCAGACAUCCAUCACGCAGACCAUCCGCAGGGGGACAGCAGACUGGUUCGGAGUGAGCAAGGACAGCGACAGCACCCAGAAGUGGCAGCGCAAGAGCAUCCGUCACUGCAGCCAGCGGUAUGGGAAGCUAAAACCGCAGGUCAUUCGGGAGCUGGACCUGCCCAGCCAGGACAAUGUGUCGCUGACCAGCACUGAGACGCCGCCGCCGCUCUAUGUGGGGCCGUGCCAGCUGGGCAUGCAGAAGAUCAUAGACCCUCUGGCCCGCGGCCGGGCCUUCCGCAUGGCUGACGACACUGCUGAUGGCCUGAGCGCCCCCCACACCCCAGUCACACCAGGUGCUGCCUCCCUCUGCUCCUUCUCCAGCUCCCGCUCAGGUUUCAAUCGACUCCCUCGGCGGCGCAAACGAGAAUCAGUGGCCAAGAUGAGCUUCCGGGCCGCUGCAGCAUUGGUGAAGGGUCGGUCUAUUAGGGAUGGCACUUUACGAAGGGGACAGCGUCGAAGCUUUACCCCGGCCAGCUUCCUGGAGGAAGACAUGGUGGACUUCCCUGAUGAACUGGAUACGUCUUUCUUUGCCCGGGAAGGUGUCCUCCAUGAGGAGCUGUCCACAUACCCAGAUGAGGUGUUUGAGUCCCCGUCAGAGGCAGCGCUCAAGGACUGGGAGAAAGCUCCAGAGCAGGCUGACCUCACCGGCGGGGCCCUGGACCGCAGCGAGCUUGAACGAAGCCACUUGAUGCUGCCCCUGGAGCGAGGCUGGCGGAAGCAGAAGGAGGGUAGCUCGUUAGCCCCGCAGCCCAAGGUGCGGCUUCGCCAGGAGGUGGUCAGCGCGGCUGGACCCAGGAGGGGUCAGCGCAUCGCUGUACCAGUACGCAAGCUCUUUGCCCGGGAAAAGCGGCCCUAUGGUUUGGGAAUGGUGGGAAGGCUCACCAACCGCACCUACCGGAAACGUAUUGACAGCUAUGUCAAGCGGCAGAUCGAGGACAUGGAUGAUCACAGGCCCUUCUUCACUUACUGGCUCACCUUUGUGCACUCACUGGUCACCAUUCUGGCUGUGUGCAUCUACGGUAUUGCGCCUGUAGGCUUCUCGCAGCAUGAGACAGUAGACUCGGUACUAAGGAAGCGGGGCGUCUAUGAGAAUGUCAAAUACGUUCAGCAGGAGAACUUCUGGAUCGGCCCCAGCUCGGAGGCCCUCAUUCACCUGGGGGCCAAGUUUUCACCCUGCAUGCGCCAGGACCCACAAGUGCACAGCUUCAUCCUUGCUGCCCGGGAGCGUGAGAAGCACUCAGCUUGCUGUGUACGCAAUGACCGCUCUGGCUGCGUGCAGACUUCGAAGGAGGAGUGCUCGUCUACGCUGGCAGUGUGGGUGAAGUGGCCCACUCAUCCCAGUGCUCCAGACCUUGCAGGCAACAAGAGGCAGUUUGGUUCUGUCUGCCACCAGGACCCCAGGGUGUGUGAUGAGCCUUCCUCUGAGGAUCCUCAUGAGUGGCCAGAAGAUAUCACCAAGUGGCCGAUCUGCACCAAAAACAGUGCUGGGAACCACACUAACCACCCUCAUAUGGACUGUGUCAUAACAGGCCGGCCCUGCUGCAUUGGCACCAAGGGCAGGUGUGAAAUCACCUCCCGGGAGUACUGUGACUUCAUGAGGGGCUACUUCCACGAGGAGGCCACACUCUGCUCGCAGGUGCACUGCAUGGACGACGUCUGUGGCCUCCUGCCUUUCCUCAAUCCCGAGGUGCCUGACCAGUUCUACCGCCUGUGGCUGUCCCUCUUCCUGCACGCUGGGAUCCUGCAUUGUUUGGUAUCCGUCUGCUUCCAGAUGACAGUCCUGCGGGACCUGGAGAAGCUGGCAGGCUGGCACCGCAUAGCCAUCAUUUACCUGCUGAGCGGUAUCACGGGCAACCUAGCCAGUGCCAUCUUCCUGCCAUACCGGGCGGAGGUAGGUCCGGCUGGCUCACAGUUUGGUAUCCUGGCCUGCCUCUUCGUGGAGCUGUUCCAGAGCUGGCAGAUCCUGGCUCGACCCUGGCGUGCCUUCUUCAAGCUCUUGGCCGUGGUGCUCUUCCUCUUUGCCUUUGGCCUGCUGCCCUGGAUCGACAACUUCGCCCACAUCUCAGGCUUCAUCAGUGGCCUUUUCCUUUCCUUUGCCUUCUUGCCGUACAUCAGCUUUGGCAAGUUUGACCUGUACCGCAAGCGCUGCCAGAUCAUCAUCUUCCAGGCGGUCUUCCUGGGCCUGCUGGCCGGCCUGGUGGUACUCUUCUACGUCUACCCGGUGCGCUGUGAGUGGUGCGAGUUUCUCACCUGCAUCCCUUUCACCGACAAGUUCUGUGAGAAGUACGAACUGGACGCUCAGCUCCACUGAGGCAGCUGUGGGCACCCCAGGACACCCCAGCCUCCCAGGGCUGAACACAUGGUGCUCCCUGAACUCUGACCUCUUGUGCCUUGCCCGCUCCUGUUGAACCCUUAUACGGAUGGACAUUUACUACAUGAGUUCCCAUGAUAACCUUCUAACUAGUCCCCGAUGACCACUUCAUGUGGCCAAUAAAUGGACUGGGAGCGUUUUAGCUGCCACUAACUUGA
Messenger RNA from Myodes glareolus (Bank vole), 6126 nucleotides. The record is from RefSeq and is a predicted model, not a curated record. Lineage: Eukaryota; Metazoa; Chordata; Mammalia; Rodentia; Cricetidae.